CUCAUAUAAAUAUCUAUAAAAAUGGGAGUGUGGGAAAUUAUAUUUUUGUUUCAACUCUUUGUAUGACACAAUGCCUUUAUUAUGGGACAGUUUCCCAAAUAUAUUCAACCCUUUCUCAGCCUACAUUUGAAAUAUUGUACAUUGGCAUAAUCAUUCUUGUUAGCGGUAAAAUCAGGAUCUUUAUUUAUUUCUCUUAAUAUUACGAACUCCUUUUCUAGUUGUAAAGGGUGCCUUAUUUUAUCCCAGACUUUCAUUGUAUUUUUAACCCAGAUGUUAUCAAAUCGUUUUUCCAAUGAAUAAGUCUUUGAGCAAAAAGGAAACGUUUUUAUAAAGCUUUAUCUGUCCAUAAUUCAACUAACCUUCACUUACCUGUAGCUUGAGAGCUGUCACUCAACCAGGUUCUUAUGCCUUGAAUUUGAGCUGCAAAAUAAUAAUUUUUAAGGUUAGGGUGAGCAAGCUCCCUGAUCUCAAUUGAAGUACCUCUUGGCUUUUUACCAUUUCGUAUAAAUCGAUUUAGCAUUCUAUCCCAUUUUUCAAACAGUCAUAUUAAUAUAUAAAGGUAAUGCUGGAAACAAAAACAAUGCACUCUUUCUUGGGUGUUGCAAAAGAGUGCAUGGUGCUAUUGUUAUAGAAGUGGCAACAGUAUUUUCUGUUGCUAUGGGGUAAUUUCCCCCUCCUUUCAAGUUGCCUGAGAGACACAGGAAAACAAUUCUGUGCAGUGAACAGUCUGGCUAGGACAGCAGCAAGAUGUAGAGCAGAGAACACCACGACUGUUUUGUGUCUUGUUGUGAUACAGGUAAAACAUAUAGUCAGCUUACUUCUUUACAAUCUCUGUAAAUACUAGAAAGUCCUGUUGGAAAAGGCAGCCAGCUCUCCAGCAACUGUGAGAAGUGGGCAUUCGGGAUGGAGCGUGUGGUGGUGCUGGGGGCUGAGGAGGAGCCUGGGUGUGAUGUGGCCCUCGCGCUGCUUCGGGAUGGCGGUUUCCACGUGUGCGUAGCUGUAUCAGACCCUGGCUCCCCGCAAGCACAGAAGCUGGGGUGCGCUGGAGCACAAGUCCUGCCUUUCCACUUAAACAGCACAACAGGCCUUCAGGGGGCGCUUUCCGGGGCUCAAAAGUGCUUUUUCGCGACCAAAACCGAUUUCACCAAGGUGGACCCACUCCAGAGUGAGAUCUCACAGGGAUAUUUGAUAGCAGAUGCUUGUAAGCAGCAUGGCAUCAGUCAUGUGGUGUUUGAGGGGGGUCAGCACGUGCAGAGACGUUUUGGGUUCCCCAUGCGGUCGAUGGAUGCCAAGGCUUGCAUUGGAGACUACAUGGCUGAAAUCGGCCUGCGAAAAACCCAGGUUCUCAUACCCUUCCUGUAUGAGAGCUUCCUCACAACAUUCUCUCCCAAACCUGCUGGACCAAACCUUUAUAAAAUUGACAUCCCAAUGGGAGAAACACCCAUGGACAGCAUCAGCCUCAGUGAUGUAGGCCCCGUGGUCACGGCUAUACUGAAGAACUCACACAGGUGGGCGGGCAAAAGCUGCCUCCUGUCUGCGGACCGACUGCCAGUCCAGGAGUACGCAGAGACGCUCACUAAGCACCUGGCCCCCAGGGUCUUUCAGGACUCCAGGAUUUCACAGAAAAUGUUUGUGGAGAGCUUCAAGGGAGAAGCUGGGCAGGAUAUUGGCAACAUGUUUGAAUUCUGGAGAAAAGACCCUCAGAGGAGAAAUGCUGCAGAAAUGUUUGAGCUACUUUCAGGCACAAAAAAAUUCUCCCAAUGGGUCACGGCAAACAGGGAUUCCAUCAUCAAUGCUCUGGAAAAGUGACAGACAGUCCUGCUAUUUUAAUGAGAUCAAAAUUAAUUUCUUUCUUUCUAGCAAGUAAAUGGAAUGUUCACGCCAUUUUGAGACUUGUUACCAUAAUAUGAGAAGAAAUGUCCAAUAAUAUUGUUACUGUAUUACUCCAUGAGAAUUAGCAUCUGCUCGUGAGCUGCUGAAAGUGGUACAGAGAUGUUUUAUCUACAUACUAUCUACAAACUAGCCUAUUACUACAAACUACUGAUCCAAAAUCUGUUCUGGGCAAAUGUUGUGUUUGUGAAAUAUUGUGAAAUAAUAAUGUAGUGGUGUUUUAAAAAUCCCUAUUGAACAUUUCUUGAUAUAAUUUUGAUGAUUAUAGUGGAUUACAUUCAUUAGUUCCCUUUCCUCAAUAAUUCUUGUUGAAAAAAUUACAAAAUGUUUUUACUACUGGGACAUGGUCAACAAUGAGUUUUAUGGUAACCAGUCUUUGAUGCAGUAAGUGAAGCCUGGGUUAAAAUACACCAUUACCGAAGCACAUUAUGAAAUUAAGUUAAAUGUGUUCAUAUAUACUGCUU
Molecule: messenger RNA, 2354 nt
Organism: Anguilla rostrata (American eel)
Lineage: Eukaryota; Metazoa; Chordata; Actinopteri; Anguilliformes; Anguillidae
Product: nmrA-like family domain-containing protein 1
Exons: 4
Coding region: 904-1809 (301 amino acids)
Cellular component (GO): nucleus
Source: RefSeq, a predicted model, not a curated record